This is a messenger RNA of Leptinotarsa decemlineata (Colorado potato beetle), 1027 nucleotides long. RefSeq names its product 15-hydroxyprostaglandin dehydrogenase [NAD(+)]. Lineage: Eukaryota; Metazoa; Arthropoda; Insecta; Coleoptera; Chrysomelidae. The record is from RefSeq and is a predicted model, not a curated record. Gene Ontology annotation, molecular function: oxidoreductase activity, acting on the CH-OH group of donors, NAD or NADP as acceptor. Gene Ontology annotation, cellular component: cytoplasm.
CCUUGAGCGACAGAAAAGUCAGUCACAAAAUGUCAUUGUCAGAACAGAAGAGAGAAUGGUUUUCCAUAUAAAAUUACGAGAACUCAGCAAACUCCUGGUUCUGAACACAAGGGUAGCAUACAUUUCCUGCAGUCCUUCUCGCUAUGCUCAUACCAAAGGAUACGACAGUAGUUGUAAGCAGAACAUUCUCUACAUGGAACCUUGCUGCAAGGUAGCCGUGAUCACUGGAGGUUCAGACGGUAUAGGCUUCGCCACGGCACAACAACUGCUCUGCUGCAAAGCAAAACACGUGGCCCUGAUCGGCCUGGACAUCGCCAGAGGCCUGGAUGCAGUGAACACUCUGAACUGCUCUCACGGGAAAAACAAAGCUACUUUUAUUAAAUGCGACGUGAGGAACAAAGAAGCUGUCGACGACACUUUCCUGAAGAUCAAAAACGAGUUCAAGAAGGUGGACAUCAUCGUCAGCGCCGCUGGAAUCUGGAACGAACAGAAAUGGCAGGAGCAGAUUCAAACCAACCUGAUCGGAACCAUCAACGUUAACCUAGCUGUGCAGGAAUGCUUUCGUAAGUCGAACACAGUCGUUAUCAAUAUAGCAGGGCUUUCGGGAAUACAACCUUUUCCUUACUCCCCGAUUUUCGCCUCUGGCAGUACAGGCAUCGUCAAGCUGUCACAAAGCUUCGGCCAUCCGGAUAACUUCGUGAGGACUGGAAUAAGAGUCGUGGCUCUUUGUGCUGGUAUCACUUCCACUACUCUGAUUAAGGAUGUGGACCAGCGCAUGCUCAAUCCGGAGAUGGGCAAGGAGCUGAAAGAGUUCCUGAAGACUGCGAUAUGCCAGAAACCUGAUGCUGUGGCGAAAGCUGUGCUGGAAGUUGUCAAGUUCGGGGCUACUCAUACUGUGUGGCUUGUGGAAGGGUCUAGAUUACUGCAUCUAGAGAUGCCCGACUGGAGGAAGCACUGUGUUCUAGUAUCUCAAUUCACGUGAUUUUACAUGUAUCCCUAUUUUAUGAUUAUACUCUUUCAUACCUGU